This is a messenger RNA of Kazachstania africana CBS 2517, 1464 nucleotides long. RefSeq names its product Mud2p (gene MUD2). The coding region runs from base 1 to 1464 and encodes 487 amino acids. Gene Ontology annotation, molecular function: nucleic acid binding. NCBI's taxonomy places the organism in Eukaryota, Fungi, Ascomycota, Saccharomycetes, Saccharomycetales, Saccharomycetaceae. The record is from RefSeq and is a predicted model, not a curated record. The transcript has a single exon.
AUGUCUGAAAAUAGAACUUUAGAAUCGUUAAGAGCUAAAAUUAUUGCUUCACUAGGCAAAAAAGAUGAAAACUCAACUAAAGAGCAUGUUUUGAAUCAGAAUUCCACAUACAACAGACAACCCCCAUCUGGUCCAAGGGCCAGUGUGCCGCCAAGAAAUGAUGCUCCGGCUUUCCCAAGCGGUCCUUCAAAUCGUUAUCACAGCAGUUCCCAGCAGAGAGAUCCAUAUCAGGAUAUGAGAGGUCAAACCGACUGGGCGGCUUAUCGACACGAGGAAGAUAUGAAAGCUAGUAGAUAUAGAACUCGGAAUAGGGACCAAAGAGAGCAGAGUUAUUCUGGCUCCAGAUACGAGAAUAGAGGGGAUAACAAAUGGCAACGCCAAGGUACGAGAUACAACAAUAGUAACUAUGGCAAUAAUAGAGGUGACUACGGUAGGGCCAACCUCAAUUAUAAUCAGCAAAAUUAUGAAAAUAGAAGAACUAACUAUCGCUACCAUCAAACAAGACCGAAUGGUCCCUUUGCUGGAAAUAAAGAAGUAUAUGAGAACUUUUCAGCAUCUACGUUGAAUUCUAAGCUCAUAGUAAAAGGUAUUACCGUUGACGACGUUGAAAAUUUGAAAAGUGCAUUAAAGACAUUUAUGGAUGGUCAACAACAGGAUUUUAAAAUGGAAAAUUUUUUCUUCCAUGAACCUUUACGCACUGCUAUCGUUGAUUUUAAUUCUGCUGAAUGCACAACUAUGGUCUUUAGCUGUCGAUCUUUUUUUAACAAGAGAGCAAGUUUACUAACAACGACUUGGUACAGACCCAACGGAUACGUGGAACAAAUUGACAGCCUAAAUCCAAAAUGUGGUAGUAAUGUCAUUGCUUUAGAAGAAUUGAAUGAAGACAACGUUUCCGAGAUUUUAAAGUCUAAAAAUAUUACAAAUUGUCAAAUAUUUCCCUUGAACUAUCUAGAUAAGGAAAGUAAUGCGGUUCCAACAGGGUGCUGUUUGUUAGUUUUCGACAAGCUAGAUGAUGCAAUUCUAAAGAAGCUCUCACCAUUGAAAUGGUUCAAGCCAAACGAAAGUGAAACACUGAAGCAAACUGUUUCCUCUCUUAAUUUCGGAACUCUGAAGCAAAAGGUUAAAGAAAAAUAUGUUUCUCAGUCAAAAGUACUAGUAUUGUUAAAUUGCGUUGACCCAGUGGAUUUGAAAGAGAUGGACUUUGUCAAAAUUGUUGAAGAAAAACUAACUACCAUCUUGAAGGAGGACGUAGAGAUGACUAAGAUUGUUCAACCUAGUGUAAAUUACAGGCUAAACUUCGAGCAUGUCAAGGAGCACGCAGGAAACAUAUAUGUAAAAUUUAUUACACCGGAGGCUGCUUUAAAGGCCAUGGAGAGGAUAUCGGGCACUCAAUUUAACGGAAGAACCAUUUUGACCGCAUUUGUAAACGAGAAUGAUUUUGAUACACCAAAAGUGCUACUAUAG